CUGUAUCAUCUUGAGCAUGCAGUGCUUCAAGAACUAGAAAAAAAAGUAACAGUAUCUCAAUAUCAGCUCACGUAUUACCGACAUCGCUUCCAGUUACCCUUUAAAAAACUUGUUCUUUGCACACCACCUGAUUUCUGUUGUUGAUCGGCUUUCUCUUCGUUAGUUGAACUUUGUGACAUUGAAUCUAAAUCGAGAAUAAUACUUUCAUGAAAAAUGAGAAAUAGCAAAUGAAUCUGUAACAGUAAUAAUAUCGUACUAUUCUUCAGAGUGCACAAAUUUGUCUAUGAAUAAAGGUAUCAGAUGCAUUUAGAGUAACAGAGUAGAGGACAUCCGUCUGUUCUAAGACCUCUCAAAUUUGAUAGUGCUGUUAUUUUGGAGAUGAACGCUUGUAUUUUUAUUCCACUGAUGAGGUUGGGUAUGGAAAACCUAAAAUUCAACCGCUUUUUAUUUUUUUGAUUGUAUAUAUAUAUACAUAGUUGGAUAGAGUAUAUACAUGGUUGGAUAGAGUAUAUACAUGGUUGGAUAGAGUAUAUACAUGGUUGGAUAGAGCUCGUCGAGCUGAUUCCAAGUAUGUAUGUUUCGAUUCUCUAAAGAAACUUUUUGAGGAUCAAAAUUCGAAAAAACUGGAAAAUCUCGAAAAACCCCCUUGAUUUAAGAAAUCAGCGUAUAUCUUUCAAAUAGUGAGAGUGGGAGCUUUAAGAGUUUUUUCUUAUUCUGCGUUAAAAACGGAAUCUUAAAAACAUAGUUACAAUUAUUUUCUAAUACCUGAUGACCGUGAAAACUUUUAGUCUUUCGAUCAUAGUGGAAACCAUCAUCGCUGGCUACAAAACGAAUCAGUGGUGUGCAAAGAACAAGUUUUUUUAAAGGGUAACUGGAAGCGAUGUCGGUAAUACGUGAGCUGAUAUUGAUAAACUGUUACUUUUUUUUCUAGUUCUUGAAACACUGCAUGCUCAAGAUGAUACAGAUAAGCUACAGACGAAAGAAAUUCAGCCUACGAGUAGUUCAAAUAAUACAACGAAAAUUGGUUACGGGACUGAAAUAAAGAAACAAUGGAACCGCAAAUUUCGCUAUACGUGUCCAUUUACAUCUCGUCAUAGUAUCGCUACUGUUGAAGAAACAUACGGUGUUCGAGUGGACGAGAACAUGAAAUUAUGUGAUGGACCGUACAUUAUUUUGCUUACACAUUUGCUCAAAGUUCAUAAAAUGCCACGCCCAUAUGCCACUCAAUUGGUCGAUGCUAUUCAGACGAUGCAAAUUGAACAACUGGAGUUGGAGAGUUUAGAAGAAGAAAUGAAAGAUUUAAUUUAA
Messenger RNA from Didymodactylos carnosus, 1308 nucleotides. NCBI's taxonomy places the organism in Eukaryota, Metazoa, Rotifera, Eurotatoria, Philodinida, Philodinidae. The record is from the annotation of a GenBank genome assembly.